This is a messenger RNA of Aedes aegypti (yellow fever mosquito), 1328 nucleotides long. RefSeq names its product estradiol 17-beta-dehydrogenase 11. Lineage: Eukaryota; Metazoa; Arthropoda; Insecta; Diptera; Culicidae. The transcript has 3 exons. The record is from RefSeq and is a predicted model, not a curated record. Gene Ontology annotation, molecular function: oxidoreductase activity, acting on the CH-OH group of donors, NAD or NADP as acceptor. Bases 39 to 1127 code for a protein of 362 amino acids. Gene Ontology annotation, cellular component: lipid droplet.
AACGAGUUUUAAGGUUAAGGGUACGGUAUGGCUGCAGAAUGCAGUUGCACAAAAAGCGAUUGGCCGAGCGGAGCACUAUGGAUAUAGCGAUGAUUCGUCCACUCGUUAGGGCUCUUUCGUCGACCAAAAUGGUUCCCCCCUCGAGCAAAGGGAGUCUGUACGAGUUUCAGAAAUUGCCGUACCAUCCUGCAACUCCCAUAAGAAGAAAAUCGAUUUUGGAAUCAGCGUGGAUAACCGUUAAGCGAUUGUUCUAUAUUGGAGAGUUCUUCGUCAAGAGCAUCCCGAUCUGGAUCGGACUUUUUUGGAAAUGGGUGAAUCCACCUCCUCCGAAGAGUAUCGCUGGAUGGAACGCACUGGUCACUGGAGGCUCAAACGGAAUUGGACGAGCGAUAUGCUUUGAACUGGCCAAGAUCGGUUGCAAUGUGAUCAUAGCCGAUACCGAUUUUGAAAAUGGUGAAAAGGUUGUCCAGGAACUGCUCAAGCAUCGCGUCAAGGCUGGUUUCUAUAAGGUGGACGUUGCCAAUUACGAAGAAAUUGUUGAACUGGAACAAAAAAUUGUAUUGGAUUUCGGUCAUGUGGAUAUCCUGGUCAACAACGCUGGUGCUCUCCCGGUUCUGGUCCCGGACGAAUACACCCCAGAAAACAUUCGAAGAAUGAUGGACGUGAAUGUGUUGAGUCACUUUUGGACCAUUAAUGUGUUCUUGCCCGGGAUGUAUCGUCGAAAGAAGGGUCAUAUCGUGGCACUGGCUUCCCAAAUCGCAUACACUCCCACCGGAUACGCCCGAAGCUAUGCCACCAGUAAAUACGCGGUCCGAGGAUUCAUGGAAGAUCUGCACGAUGAAAUCUUCCAUGCCGGGUUCGAGGAUCAAGUCGUUACGACCACCGUGUUUCCGGUACCGGUCAACACCCGGAAAGAAUUUGUGGAUUCUAUUUUACAUUUGCCUGGUUUCGAAAAUUCGUUGAUACACAGCAUAGAAUACGUGGGAAGGUCAAUAGUACAAGGAAUUACCCGCAAUCAGCGGAAAAUGUUUGUACCAAACGCUAUCAAGACCUGGCAGUUGGCUCCUUUUGAAGAUCUUCCCAGAAAAAUCUCCCGGCUCUUGGUGCGAGAGCUGUUGUACGAUUGAUGGCUGAACUGUACCAUGACCUUGCUGGAACAUCGGAUUUGGUCUAUUUUACUCAAAUUUGAUUUGUUACAGAUUAACGUCGUAAGGAUAUGUGAUGUUUGCAAUGACUCCAAUCAUUAUUCGAAAUUAAAUUCCGCAGAAUUGGUAAAAUAAAAAAUAAAAUAUAUAUACAGUCAACUCUCCAUAACUGGAUAUUCAAAG